UUGUUAAUGUUUUUUGACAUCACUAACUUACUGUAUUUUUUGUGUUUUUACAAAUUCUAAUUAAAACUUUCAAUACUUCAGCGAACUCCUUUUUACCAAAUCCGUCCAAACAAGACAGAAUCUCGGCAUAAUUUGUAAACAAAUCCACAAACGCUUCACAAAAACAUUUUAAAUAACCAAUAUAUUUACAUAUAUAUAUGCAUACAUAUGCAUAUUGUUUGCACAAAAUCUGGUGCAUAUCUUACAUUGCCUUUAACAAUAAUAUAAAGGCCCCACGACGAAGAGGUCGCAGCAUUUGCAGGGGAAUUUAGGUGAAGGAUAACGUAACGUAUUAUGGUUCUAAUCUGGGAUAAAUCCCGCAAAUUCUGGUAUUAAGUAAUUUAUGCACAUAAAGCACAUUCAAGCUAUCGUAUUUGUCAAUUACUAAACGUCAACAGUGGCAGAUAUCGUAUCACGCACAUAUAUGUAUGCAUGUAUGUAUGUAUGUGUGUGCUUGCAGCAACAACAUCAACAAUUGCGAAAAUAGAGAGUUGUGUUGUAAUCACAUUAUAAAAGCUAAGUGGCAAUUGUAUCGUACAUACAUAAAUAACUAAUUGAUUGAUCAAGUUGCCACAGGAGCAAGGAGCCUGGGCCCAAUUUGAAUGUACACGCGUGCAUGUGAAUAUAUAUUUAUGGCUUCCAAUUCAUCUAAGAAAAACAAAUCGUCUGGUUUGCGCAUAUUGUGGAUACCAGGACGAAAAAGCCAUCCGAAAGGUCGAUUGAGUUCUACAAACAAACACAUCUCGUAUUCGCCCACCCAAAAGAAAAGCGAGGUGUGGACCUUGGGCGGCAGCAGGGCCCAAACUGAACUAAUUGACUUGCCCUCGCCGGAAAUCAACGGUGCUUCGACAUCAUCAUUGGCUCUAUUGGGCGCCAUGUCCUCAACGCUUGUGAAGAGUGUAAAGGGGGAUUCCCUGAAUCGUAAUAACAUAACACCAGAUGAUGCCACGGCUGUCUCAGAAUGCGCCACACUGCCAACAACUCCAGUUGCCGCAAUAUCUCCAAAUUUAAAUAGUCCACUCUCGGAGCUGGCUCCGUCGACACCCUCAACAACCUCAACAGCAAUGGCAUCCCCGAUUGUUGUGACAACAGUUGAAAUUCUUGAUUUACACAAUAUUUUAAACCCCGAUGAUUUGCCGAAGGUGCCAUCAAUCGGCGAAACAGAUUUGUCCACAUCGGCUGUCGUAUUAAAUAGCUCAGCAGGAACAACAGCUUCGAUAACCACCAAUUCAUCUCCAUUAGCAAACCGCAAAGCCCACAAUCAGCCAGCGGCCAACAACAGCUCGCCACAUAAGAGCAGAUACAGGAACCACAACAACAAUCAGGAUGAUAUAAAUUCCAUCGAGAGUAUUUCCAGUUUUAAUAGAAAUCAGGUAAACGCAAAUUUCGAAUGGAUUGAUGAUAUGGUGCAGCAACGCAACUGUAGUGAACUGAUGCACAAAAACAAACGUAAAAAAUCAAAAAAAUUGGUAGAUGCCAAGGAAUCGGAUCAAUUGGAUGGCCGUAAAAUCAAGGAAAAGCAGGGAUUGGCACCUUACGAGGACAAUGACGAAAAGGUGGUUAAAUGUCUCUAUUAUUCUCUCAUGUGCUGCGACUGUACAAUAUCAUAGAUAUAGAUAUAUAGUAAUAAAGAUUCAAACAAAAAGCGCAUAUGCACGUACAUAUGCCAGUGUAUGUAGCUUAAGAAUGUAUGCAUUUAAAAACAACCUGCUCAAAUAUUUUGUAUGUAUGUAUGAACUUGUACAUUUUUAUACGGAACAAAUGAUAAUUUGCCUAUAAGUCUGUGUAUACGUACAAAUCCAUUAUUCGAAAUAACCAUGACCAAGUAUUCCAUUUAAUAUUAAUUUGUCAACAUUUGAAAAUGAAACGAAUUUAUGCAGCGCACACAUUUCCAACAUAGCCAAAACCGUAAUAUCGAAAUAUAUCUAUAUAAUUGAA
Messenger RNA from Drosophila virilis, 1977 nucleotides. Its product is annotated as mucin-2. NCBI's taxonomy places the organism in Eukaryota, Metazoa, Arthropoda, Insecta, Diptera, Drosophilidae. The record is from RefSeq and is a predicted model, not a curated record.